Molecule: messenger RNA, 1212 nt
Organism: Aspergillus nomiae NRRL 13137
Lineage: Eukaryota; Fungi; Ascomycota; Eurotiomycetes; Eurotiales; Aspergillaceae
Product: MCT family MFS transporter
Exons: 5
Coding region: 1-1212 (403 amino acids)
Biological process (GO): transmembrane transport
Cellular component (GO): fungal-type vacuole membrane
Molecular function (GO): transmembrane transporter activity
Source: RefSeq, a predicted model, not a curated record
AUGUCCGCGACAGUGGACAACACCGAGGCUAAUACCUCCCCUCCAAAAGAGUUCACGCUUCGCUCGACGAUUGCGCUGAUUGGAGCCUUCAUGGCUCUCUUCUGUACCCUGGGGUUCCAGAACGCUUUUGGGGUCUUCCAGGCAUUCUAUCAUGCCACCAUACUGCGCGAUCAUUCUGAGUUCGAUAUCGCCUGGAUUGGCUCCCUAUUGACGUUCAUGAUUUUUUCCUUUGCAGCGCCUGCGGGCGUCCUGGUGGAUCGGGUUGGUCCCACAGGAGCUGUAUCAGUUCCUACUAGCCCAAGGUAUACUGCUAGGUAUCGGCAACGCUUCCUGCUCUGUCCGGCUAUGGCUACCGUCACCCGUCUAUUUGAUCGCCACCGCGGUGCCGCCAACGGAAUCAUGAUCGCCGGGUCCUCCAUCGGCGGUAUCAUCUGGCCCAUCAUGCUUGAUCAGCUGCUCAACAAGGACGGCGUCAGCUUUGGCUGGACCUUCCGCAUCGUUGGCUUUGUGGUGCUUCCCCUAUGUCUCUUGAUGGUCGCAACCAUCCGCCCGGCUCCCAAGACACCGCACGAUUCGGACAGGGAGGGGGUACAGCUGUCGCACGGCGAGUCAGCGAGCGACCAUAAGGCGCAAGGCGCAGAAGGGCCGGCGUCAAUUAUCAAGAACCCGACCUUCCUCAUCCUCUGCGCCGGUCUCUCGGUAGCCACCUUCGGCCUCUUCAGCCCGCUCUUCUUCAUCUCCACCUACGCCGCCGAGCAAGGUUUGUCCGUAAGCCUGGCCUUUUACCUCGUGUCGAUGCUCAACGGCGCCUCCAUGGCCGGGCGGAUCUCCACGGGCUUUCUGGCCGAUCGUUACGGGAACUUCAACCUCUGCUUCUUGACGAUUGCCUCCUCCGGGUUGAUUGCCAUGUGCUGGACCAAGGCCGCGAACACAGUCGGCAUCAUCUUCUUUGCCCUAGCCUAUGGAUACACGUCCGGGGCCAUGUUCAGUCUCCAAACCCCGUGUGCCGCCCAGCUCUCGACGCCUGAGUCGAGGGGGGCUGCCGUCGGCAUUCUCUUUGUCGCGCCAGCAAUUCCCGGACUAGUCGGCACCCCCAUUAGCGGGCGCCUACUCAAGCACGGCUAUCUGGCCCUUUCGAUGUAUUCGGGGGCGGCGUUGUUGGCUGGAGCGGGCUUGGUGCUGAUCGCACGCUGCGCCAAAACACCAAGCUGA